Molecule: messenger RNA, 1244 nt
Organism: Pundamilia nyererei
Lineage: Eukaryota; Metazoa; Chordata; Actinopteri; Cichliformes; Cichlidae
Gene: syt15
Product: synaptotagmin XV
Exons: 7
Coding region: 129-1244 (371 amino acids)
Biological process (GO): calcium-ion regulated exocytosis
Cellular component (GO): plasma membrane; exocytic vesicle
Molecular function (GO): SNARE binding; calcium-dependent phospholipid binding; phosphatidylserine binding
Source: RefSeq, a predicted model, not a curated record
GGAGUCACAAACGGUAACCUCUCACAUUAACAAUGAAUGCUAAGCAGUAGCUUCAUUCCUGGUGAGUCUGUCUGAGUCAAAGCUGACAAGGAAAGAAAAGUUAUUCACGUGUUGGAGCUGACCUCUUCAUGGCUGAUCACAUGUUACAGCUUGCUGUUGGUCUGUCUGUGGGUGUCCUGUUGCUGUUCCUGCUGCUGAUUCUGAUAGUGUGCUACCUAAGGAGGAGGAAAAAAGAGCAGAUGCAGUAUGAAGAGCUGCUCUCUGCAGUGCCUUCAGUCCCGGCAUGCUCUGCUCCAGUGAUCCUGGUGUCUCAGGGCUCCUGGGCCACGCCCCGUGAGAUCGCUUUCACUCUACCUCCUCGCUUCAUCACACAAAACCAUGGAGAUCGGAAAAAUAACGAGCAGGACAAGAAAGAGGAGGAGGAUCCCCAGCGGGACGUACUGGCUCAUCGUGGGUCGCUCUCAGUGAGGAGCUGGUACCCAGUGGGGACGGUUUUGGCUGGUCUCUACUCUGUACCUCCUCUAAAUGAGGUGGUGGCCCCCCCUCCCGGCAUGGUCUCCCGCCUCUGCUUCUCCGUGGAAUAUCGACACAGCAGCGAACAGCUCAUGGUCUUCUUGCUCCGCCUCAGCAACCUCCCUCCACGUUUCCAUGGCAACGUCACGAUGGUGGAGCUCAGACUUCUCCCUGAUGACAGGCGGCCCCGUCAAGCCAAGGCCCGGGGCACGGGUCCAGACCCCGAGUUCACCGACUGCUUCAUUUUCCAGGUGUCAGCGUUGCAUGUGCUUCACAGCACCCUGAGUGUGUGUGUGCUGAGUGUGGAGCAGGAUGGUAAACGCCAUGUGGUGGGUAGGGUGCUGUUUUCUCUGGAGGGGGAGUUCGGUCAGGCUGGCAGGGUGCUCUGGAGAGACCUUGAGACUGAGGAAGACCCACAGUGUUCAGAGCUGGGGGAUGUGCAGAUAUCUCUCAGCUACAGUACAUCCCUGCAGCGCCUUUCAGUGGUGGUUUUGAGGGCUCGAGGCAUACAGCUGCUCACAGACGCAGGUGUGUGUGUCCAGGUGAGCUUACAAAAGCACACUCAGGUGGUGAAGAUGAAGCGCAGCUGUGUGGUGAAAGGUGAAAAUGACCCCUACUUCAACUUCAGGUCGACCUUUAAACUGCGACCUCAGCACCUGGACGAGGCCUGCGUGAGGUUUGAGCUGCAGCAGCCGAGCAGCGUCCGCUCAGGUGACUGUUGGACGGGCUGA